ACGGCGCAUGCGCAGGGGUGGGUGCUUCGGCCGUAGGUGGUUGGUCAGCUCGACUCCGGAAACGAAGAGAAACGGCUGAUCGUAGGAGGAGAAUGGAGGAGGCCGAGUAGGUGGGGAGGUUUCAUAAAUACCCAGCGGAGGCCUCAAAACCCGAAUAAGAACCUAUCUGGCUCGCGUUAUCAGCGAACGGCCCGGGGAGGAUUUGCAAUCUGAAAUCUGAUCCAAACAUCACAUCAGGAUCUGACAGAGUCCCCUAAUUUAUCGUUACCUGAAUAUCAUCGGAUUUUAAACAUGGAAGGAAAAAGCACCGUUCACAGUGGAGAGAAACCGCACACGUGUUCUGUGUGUGGGCAAGCCUUCAGCCGAUCAUCUAGCCUGUGGAAACACAAGCGCAGACACACUGGGGUGAGGCCGUGGAAAUGUGAGGACUGUGGGAAAGGGUUCUAUUACCAGUUUGAGCUGGCAAAUCAUCGGCGCAGUCACAGUGCGGAGAGACCAUUCAACUGCUCCGUGUGCAGAAAGGGAUUCAUUACUUCAUCCCACCUGCUGGAACACCAGCGUGUUCAUGCUGGGGAGAGGCCAUUCACCUGCUCCGAGUGUGGGAAGGGAUUCACUCAGUCAUCUCAGCUGCUGACACACCAGCGAGUUCACACUGACGAGAGACCUUUUAAAUGUUCAGACUGCGGGAAGUGCUAUAAAAGUUCCGGGGAGCUGAUGCGCCAUCAACAUGUUCACUCUGAUGAGAGACCGUUCAGGUGCUCUCACUGCGGGGCUGGGUUCAAGGCAUCAUAUGACCUCACUGUUCAUUGGCGAAUUCACACAGGAGAGAGGCCGUUCACCUGCUCCGAGUGUGGAAAGGGAUUCACAACCUCAUCCAACCUGCUGGAGCACCAGCGCACUCACACUGGGGAGAGGCCGUUUGCCUGCCUUGAGUGUGGGAAGAGAUUUGCUCGUUCGUCCACCCUGCUAAGACACCAGCGGUUUCACACUGGGGAAAGACCUUUCAUUUGCUCCGAGUGCAGGAAGGGAUUCACUACCUCAUCCAACCUGCUGAAACACCAGAGAGUUCACAAGGACACCCGCACCAUGGAGAAACCGUGGAAAUGUGAGGACUGUGGGAAGGGAUUCAAUUACCCAUCCCAGCUGGAAAAGCAUCGGCGCAGUCACACCAGGGAGAGGCCAUUCACCUGCUCCGAGUGUGGGAAGGGAUUCACUCAGUCAGCCAACCUGCAAACACACCAGCGAAUUCACCGUGAGGAGAAACAGUUCACCUGCUCUGAGUGUGGGAAGGGAUUCACUCAGUCAGCUGACCUGCUAACACACCAGCGGGUUCACACUGGGGAGAGACCGUUCACCUGCUCCGAGUGUGGGAAGGGAUUCACUCAGUCAGCCAACCUGCGAACACACCAGCGAGUUCACACUGGGGAGAGGCCAUUCACCUGCUCUGAGUGUGGGAAGGGAUUCACUCAGCUGUUCAGCCUGCUGAGACACCAGCGGGUUCACACUGGGGAGAGGCCAUUCACCUGCACUGUGUGUGGGAAGGGAUUCACUCAGUCCUCCGACAUGCUGAGACACCAGCGAGUUCACAGUGGGGACAGACCGUUCACCUGCUCUGAGUGUGGUAAGAGAUUCACUCAGUCAUCCCAACUGCUGAGACACCAGCGGUUUCACACGGGGGAGAGACCGUUCACCUGCUCUAAGUGUGGGAAGGGAUUCACUCAGCUGCCCAGCCUGCUGAGACACCAGCGGUUUCCAGCUUGUGAGAGACCAUUCAGCUGCUCCGAGUGUGGGAAGGGAUUCACUCACUCAGCCAACCUGCGAACACACCAGCGAAUUCACACCGGGGAGAGACCAUUCACCUGCUCCGAGUGUGGGAAGGGAUUCACUCAGUCGUCCGACCUGCUGUGUCACCAGCGAGUUCACACCGGGGAGAGACCGUUCACCUGCUCCAAGUGUGGUAAGCAAUUCACUCAGCUAUCCAGCCUGCAGGUACACCAGCGGUUUCACACUGGGGAGAGGCUGUUCACCUGCUCCGAGUGUGGGAGGGGAUUCACUCGGUCAUCCCACCUGCUGAUACACCAGCGGUUUCACACUGGGGAGAGGCCAUUCACCUGCUCCAAAUGUGGGAAGGGAUUCGCUCAGUCAGCCAACCUGCGGGCACACCAGCGAAUUCACACUGGAGAGAGACCGUUCACCUGCUCUGAGUGUGGGAAGGGAUUCACUCAGUCAUCCCACCUGCGAACACACCAGCAAGUUCACACUGGAGAGAGGCUGUUCACCUGCUCCGAGUGUGGAAAGGGAUUCACUCAGUCAUCUGACCUGUUGAGACACCAGCGGUUUCACACUGGGGAGAGACCGUUCACCUGCUCCGAGUGUGGGAAGGGAUUCACUCGAUCAUCCCAUCUGCUGAAACACCAGCGGGGUCACACUGGGGAGAGGCCGUUCACCUGCUCCGAGUGUGGGAAGGGAUUCACUCAGUCAUCUGACCUGCUGAAACACCAACGGGUUCACACUGGGGAGAGGCCGUUCACCUGCUCCGAGUGUGAGAAGGGGUUCACUCAGUCGUCUGACCUGCUGAGACACCGACGGGUUCACACUGGGGAGAGGCCAUUCACCUGCUCCGAGUGUGGGAAGGGAUUCACUCAGUCAGCCAACCUGCGAACACACCAGCGGCUUCACACUGGGGAGAGGCCGUUCACCUGCUCCGAGUGUGGGAAGGGAUUCACUCAGUCUUCUGACCUGCUGAGACACCAGCAGGUUCACGCUGAAUCACAGAAUCUCAAAAUUGUUACAGUGCAGAAGGAGGCCAUUCGGCCCAUCGUGUCUGCAGGGGCUCUCUAAAUGAGUAUCAUGACUUCGUGCCCUUCUCCUGCCUUUUCCUCUUGCCCUUGCUAUUCACUUCUAUUCAAAUAACCAUCCAAUGCCCUCUUGAAAGCUUCGAUUGAACCUACCUCCACCACACUUCCAGGCUGUGCAUUCCAGACCCGAACCACUGGCUGUGUGAAAAAGUUUUUUCCCCGCAUCACAUUUGCUUCUUUUGCAAAUCACUUCAAAUCUGUUGCUUCUUCCUCUUGAACCCUUGAUGAACGGGAACAGUUUCUCCCAAUCUGCUCUAACCAGCCCCCUCAUGAUUCUGAACACCUCCACCUAAUCUCUUCUUAGCCUACUCCUCUCCCAGGAGAAAAAUCUAACCUUACGCUCCAGCGAGGAUUGAACUUACAACCCCUGGCGUACAAGACCACUGAGCUAUGGAACCAACUGGUGAUAACUCUUCACUCCCUGACCAGGAAUCAAACCCAGGCCGCAGCAGUGAAAGCGCCGAAUCACCUAACCACCAGACCACCUAGGAGAGAGGAUCUUCACCUGCUCCGAGUGAGGGAAUAGAUUCACUCAGUCAUCCCAACUGCUGAGACACCAGCAAGUUCACACUGGGGAGAGGCUGUUCACCUGCUCUGAGUGUGGGUAGAGAUUCACUCAGUUAUCCAGCCUGCUGAGAUACCAGCGGUUUCAAGCUGGGGAGAGGCCGUUCAUCUGCUGCAAGCGUGGGAAGGGAUUCACUCAGUCAUCCCACCCACGAACACACCAGCUAGUUCACACUGGAGAGAGGCUGUUUACCUGUUCUGAGUGUGAUAAGGGACUCACUCAAUCAUCCCAACUGCUGAGACACCAGCAAGUUCACAGGUGACGCCAGAGGUUGAGUUCUGCUGUUAUUACUGUUGUUAAUCGUAUCUAGGACUGUUCCUUCUGAUAGUUGGGGUUUGUUUCUGCGUUAAUAACGUUAAUAACCCCUGUCACAAAAAUAGAAAAU
Carcharodon carcharias (great white shark) is the source of this 3808-nucleotide messenger RNA. Its product is annotated as gastrula zinc finger protein XlCGF26.1-like. Gene Ontology annotation, molecular function: DNA-binding transcription activator activity, RNA polymerase II-specific; RNA polymerase II cis-regulatory region sequence-specific DNA binding. The record is from RefSeq and is a predicted model, not a curated record. Gene Ontology annotation, biological process: regulation of transcription by RNA polymerase II. The transcript has 3 exons. Gene Ontology annotation, cellular component: nucleus. NCBI's taxonomy places the organism in Eukaryota, Metazoa, Chordata, Chondrichthyes, Lamniformes, Lamnidae. The coding region runs from base 292 to 2841 and encodes 849 amino acids.